UAUUAUCCCUUUGAUAUUUGCCUGCACGUCCCAAAAAAACAAGUCGAGAAUAAUAAUCACAUCAGAUUUGAUUAAAACCCUCUCACUAAUCACCUUAUUAAUCACCCUCUCCCCCCAACAGAAAAAACAUCGUCGGUUCUCUGUCUCGGACGGUCGAAAUCAAUCAUGCACCGUAGAGGAAUUCAAGAAUCGGACGAGGAAGAAGAUGAGACGUACAACGACGUCGUUCCCGAGUCUCCUUCUUCUUGCGAAGACACAAAGAUCUCAAAACCAACUCCAAAGAAAAGUAGGAGGAACAUGGAGAAGAGAGUUGUCUCUGUUCCGAUUGCUGACGUGGAAGGAUCUAAGAGUAGAGGAGAGGUAUAUCCACCGUCAGAUUCCUGGGCCUGGAGAAAGUACGGUCAAAAACCGAUCAAAGGCUCGCCUUAUCCCAGGGGUUAUUACAGAUGCAGCAGUUCAAAAGGAUGUCCGGCGAGGAAGCAGGUGGAGAGAAGUCGCGUGGACCCCUCAAAGCUCAUGAUAACAUACGCCUGCGACCACAACCACCCUUUCCCCUCCGCCACUAACAACAAAUCCCACCACCACCACCACCGAACAACCGCUGUCGUCCUAAAAACCGCCAAGAAAGAGGAAGAAGACGAGGAGGAGGAGGAAGAAGCAACCGUCGUCGUCGCCGAGGAGCCUGCAGGGCUAGACCUGAGCCACGUGGACUCUCCACUGCUCUUAGGUGGCUGCUACAGCAGCGAACUCCCCGAGUUCGGAUGGUUCUACGACGCGUCCAUCUCAUCAUCCUCUGGUUCUUCUUACGGUGGGAGCUUCAUGGACGUAACACUAGAGAGAGGCUUUUCAGUAGGAGGAGAAGAAGAAGAUGAGUCACUGUUCGGUGAUCUCGGCGACUUGCCUGACUGCGCCUCCGUGUUCCGCCGUGGGACGGUGGCUACGGAAGAGCAACAUUUUGGCGCCAUUCCUUUCUGUGAUAGUUCUAGAUGAGUUGUGUGUGUAGCCAAAAAUCUAAAAAAAAGGAAACUUUUUAUUUUCCACUGUAAAGGUGUAUCGAUGGUGGAUUCAUAUGAUUCAUUUAAAAUUUCUAAAAGUAAUAAAUUAAUAAUCUUUCUAGUAAA
Messenger RNA from Raphanus sativus (radish), 1121 nucleotides. RefSeq names its product probable WRKY transcription factor 69. NCBI's taxonomy places the organism in Eukaryota, Viridiplantae, Streptophyta, Magnoliopsida, Brassicales, Brassicaceae. The transcript is spliced from 3 exons. Gene Ontology annotation, biological process: regulation of DNA-templated transcription. Gene Ontology annotation, cellular component: nucleus. Gene Ontology annotation, molecular function: transcription cis-regulatory region binding; DNA-binding transcription factor activity. The record is from RefSeq and is a predicted model, not a curated record. Bases 166 to 990 code for a protein of 274 amino acids.